GACCGUGUGCGUCCUUUCUGGAAGCAUCUGUGUGUCAGGGAAAGUCAUUUUCCCCAGAGGAGACUUGCGUCUGAGAAGGUGGUGAGUGGGACCUGGGACGACCCUUGGCAGUGGCCAGAGCAGUCGUGCAGGUGCAGGAGAACUCGCCAGCCCAGCAGGCAGGCCUGGAACCCUACUUCGACUUCAUCAUCACCAUCGGGCACUCGAGGCUGGCCCUGACCGGUCCGAGGUUCUGACCCAGGGAUGGGAGGCCUCAGACUGAGCCGGCCCCUCCUGGCCCGUGCAGAACAAGGAGAAUGACACACUGAAGGCCCUGCUGAAGGCCAACGUGGAGAAGCCGGUGAAGCUGGAAGUGUUCAACAUGAAGACCAUGAAGGUGCGAGAGGUGGAGGUGGUGCCCAGCAACAUGUGGGGUGGCCAGGGACUGCUGGGAGCCAGCGUGCGCUUCUGCAGCUUCCGUAGGGCCAGUGAGCACGUGUGGCAUGUACUGGACGUGGAGCCCUCUUCGCCCGCUGCCUUGGCUGGCCUGUGUCCCUACACAGACUAUGUAGUUGGCUCUGACCAGAUUCUCCAGGAGUCCGAAGACUUCUUUACACUCAUUGAGUCCCAUGAGGGGAAGCCCCUGAAGCUGAUGGUGUAUAAUUCUGAGUCCGACUCCUGCCGGGAGGUGACUGUGACUCCCAAUGCAGCCUGGGGUGGAGAGGGCAGUCUGGGGUGUGGUAUUGGUUAUGGGUAUCUACAUCGGAUCCCAACGCAGCCUGCCAGCCACUACAAGAAGCCAGUUGGGGCCUCACCAGCUGGCACUCCUCCAGCUAAUACUCCACAACUUAAUGCCUUGCCUCUGGGGGCCCCGCCACCUUGGCCCAUCCUUCAGGACUCUUCUGGCCCAGAGUUGGGUGACAGGCGCAGUGUCAUGGAGGCCCUGCCACAGGUCUCUGGUGGCUUCAUGGAAGGACAGCUCCUUGGGCCUGGGUAUCCUAGCCAUGGAGCUGCCGACUGUGAGGGAUGCCCACGUUCCAUGGAGAUCCCUCUUCAGCCUCCACCUCCAGUGCAGCGGGUCAUGGAUCCAGGCUUCCUGGAUGUGUCAGGCAUCUCUCUCCUGGACAGCAGCAACACCAGUGUGUGCCCUAGCCUGCCACCUUCCACAGUGCUUACCUCCACAGCAGCCUCCGCCUCAGGACCAGAGGACAUGGGUUCCAGCAGCAGUUCUCAUGAGCGAGGUGAAGCCACGUGGUCAGGGUCCGAGUUUGAGGUCUCCUUCCCGGACAGUCCGGGUGCCCAGGCGGACCAGCUGCCCCAGCUGACUCUCCCCGAUGGCCUCACCUCUGCAUCCUCCCCAGAAGACGGGCUGUCUGCAGAGCUGCUGGAGGCACAGGCUGAGGAGACAGCAGACACAGAGACUGAGGGGCCAGGCAGCCAGACUCAGGUCACCCCGGAGCCACAGCCCGGGCUGUGAGGAGGCUCCUGGUGACCUUUGGUGUCGCUUACCUUAUGUCUGUGUAGCUCUUUAGGCUGCGGCUCCUAGUGAGGGUUAGGGUCAUGGGCUUUGCUAGUCUCCUCCUAGGGGCCAGCCUUCACCCCAGUUCUGGACUGGGGCAGGGAAGCUGGGGGCAACAGCCCAGCUUCUGAGUUGAGGCAGAGGAUGGACUCUAGGCUGCCUCACUGAGGCACUGAAGCCUCCUGGGUAGGGAGAGGCAGCAGGGCCUGAUCACCCUGAUCAUGAUGGAGUGUGAAGAUCAGGUGAGGGAUAAGAGAGGCUGUCUCUGUCUGCCAGCAGCCCCACCUGUACUGAGGAGGACCCCAAGUCCCAAUGCCUCCCCCAUUCUAAUCCUUAUGCUGGAGGAGAGGGGUAGUGUACUUGGUCACUUUGUUCUCAAGUUGGAAAAUUCUAGGCCCUUCACAGGGAUUCACCUGUGCUAGUCACACACACACACCCCCGCCCCGGGUGUGGAGGGGGCACACACUCCAGUUGUAGUGCCCGUGACCCCUUCUCCCAGGCCCCACAGACAGACAACAGGCUCUGAGUACACAAGGUAUUCAGCCAGGUCUGAUGGUGAACAGGCGCAGACUGACUUAUGCUCACCAUCAGAAUCCCUCUAUCUAGACCUCUUCGCUCUAGCUCCACCCUAGGAGAGACUGGAUGGCAGUGGCCUAUCUGUCCUCAGCGUGAGGGAAACUGUACCUACAACUCCAGGUGCCUGUAGAGGCCAAGGCUAGGAGAGGCCGUCUGCUCUGCUGUCUUUCUGCAGACGGCACCAGGCAUGUCCGCUGCAGCUCCAGUCCCCUGUGUCCUCGCCAAUCACUCUAAGUUGCCUCUGGUCUUGUGCUCCAGUCUCGUAUGUCCGCAGGCCGCAUGUAACUGUAUGUACAGGGCACUCAGGCUGUUAAGCCAAGGACUCUGUUCUAGGAAGCACAGGCCAUACAACACAGUGGGCCAGGUCCCAGCUUCAAGCACCAGGAAUACAUUUCUACCCAGGCCCAUGAGGCAUCACCCCAGGGCCUCUGGUGCGUGCCAGGAACGUGCGCACAGUGUCACCCCCACAGGGCCGCUCUGGAGCCAGCUCCCCUUAGCUCUGUAGCUAGGCACUCUGACCCCUGGUUGCCCUAAUUGGAAGGUUCUGCUCCCUGAGACCUCGUAAGUGGGGUAAGAUGGAUGUUGAUGACGUUUCGAAUAUGAAGCCCAGACAUUUCUUUCCCUGUAAUCUGCUGUGAAGGCAAAUGACAAGUGAAAAAAUAAAUGUGUAAGACACACUGAAA
This is a messenger RNA of Peromyscus leucopus (white-footed mouse), 2757 nucleotides long. It is a transcript of the gene Gorasp1, whose product is annotated as golgi reassembly stacking protein 1. The coding region runs from base 362 to 1456 and encodes 364 amino acids. The transcript is spliced from 9 exons. Gene Ontology annotation, biological process: Golgi organization. The record is from RefSeq and is a predicted model, not a curated record. Gene Ontology annotation, molecular function: protein binding. Lineage: Eukaryota; Metazoa; Chordata; Mammalia; Rodentia; Cricetidae. Gene Ontology annotation, cellular component: Golgi apparatus.